UGCGGUGACGUCACGAGAAGCGACGCCCGUGAGGUCUGGCAGAGCCGCGGACAGUCGCCUCCUGGAGCAGCAGAAGCUCGCAGCCGGCCACACCUGCAGUAGUUAUCAGCGACAGCGACAGGAUGGACCCCUCUGGCAAGGUGGCGCUGAUCACGGGGGCGGCCGGCGGUCUGGGCAGAGCCUUCAGCAGGGCGCUGCUGAAUGCAGGAGCCAAGAUCGUGGCGUCGGACGCUGACGAGGCGGCGGGGAAGAAGGCCCUGGAAGAGCUGGAGAAGCAGUUCGGAAAGGGGAAGGUCGUCUUCGUCAAAGCGGACGUCACCAACAGCAGCUCGCUGGAAGAGGCCUUCAAGGCAGCCAAAUCCACAUUCAACCGUCUGGACAUUGUUAUCAACAAUGCAGGUAUCAUGAGAGAUUCGGUUUGGGAGAAGGAAAUAGACGUCAACGUGAAGGGCGUGGUGCACGGCAUCCUGUUGGCGUACAAGUACAUGGGCAAGCAGAACGGGGGCGCUGGCGGCCUGGUGGUCAACGUGUCGUCCGUGGCGGGCCUCGACCCCGUCCCCCAAAUGGCCAUCUACUGCGGCACCAAGCACGCCGUGUGUGCCAUGACGCGCUCCUACGGGGACGAGCUGCACGUGAAUGAGACUGGCGUGAGGGUGGUGGCGCUGUGCCCGGGGCCUACGGACACUCCGCUUGGGAGAGACGCCGUCCAGCACUGCCUACACGACUACGCCCGGCAGUCGAUGAUCGACGUGACAUCCUCCUACGGAGGCCUCUGCACGCCUGAUUUCAUCGCCGAGGGGCUGAUGACUGUCAUCCAAGAGGGCAAGUCGGGCUCCGUCUGGGUGGCCAACAACAAGAUCAUCAAGGAGAUAGUCUACCAGCGGCUCGUCCAAUAAGGACUGUUCUACAUGUCAUUUUGUACACGUCACAUUACCAUGAAUAAAGUAUAGGUGAUUUGAGUGAAGA
Molecule: messenger RNA, 966 nt
Organism: Schistocerca americana (American grasshopper)
Lineage: Eukaryota; Metazoa; Arthropoda; Insecta; Orthoptera; Acrididae
Product: 15-hydroxyprostaglandin dehydrogenase [NAD(+)]-like
Exons: 7
Coding region: 123-896 (257 amino acids)
Cellular component (GO): cytoplasm
Molecular function (GO): oxidoreductase activity, acting on the CH-OH group of donors, NAD or NADP as acceptor
Source: RefSeq, a predicted model, not a curated record